AUGUGCCCUGGCACUCGGGACGACUACGAGAAGGACACCACCUUCGACCCGGUCGACAUGGACAGCGCGCUCGUGGCGAGGCAGGUGCCCAACAUUUCCGCGUGCCAGGCCCUGUGUGAAGAGACCAAGCACUGUUUCCAUUUCUCGUUCUGGUCGCCCAGCAUGGACACUCCAGGGCAGUGCCACCUGCAGGACAUAUUCGCCCUGAGGCAAACGACCCGGUUCGGCUUCUGGAGCGGCCCGAAGAAGUCCUGGUGCAGCUACUCGGCGGGGUUCCGCUCCAGGGCCGUCCAGCUGGUGGGCCCGAAGGGUCUGGCCUUCGACGGAAUGGGCAACAAGACGUACGUUCUGGAGGAGUACAGAUGUAUGGUGAUGGGAGGCGCGUACCAGCCCCCGAUGGUGUCGCGGAUCAUGCCAGAGCGCCCCUCGGAUGCGCGUUAUGGCGGUUCAGCCCUUGAUUGCCAGGAGUGGUGUCGGAACACCACCGGCUGCAUGUAUUUCAGCAUCGAGUACCCAAGCAAGGCGUGCAGCCUCGCGGGCCCCAACGCCAAGCUGCAGUUCCCGAUCUUCAAGACGGUCUCAGGCCCAGUGACGUGCGAGGGCACGCCGAGGAUAAAGCCGAAUUGCACGUGCCCGGACGACGAGGCCGCGGCCACGAGCACUGUGGAGGCGGAGGCCGCCAACACCACCAUUACGGAGGCGGAGGGCGACGCUUCCAUUCAGAACGCAUCCACGAAUUCGACCGCCACCCACGUUUUAGAGCCGCCCGUCCCCGUCGUCAGCGACGUGGAGCUCCUGGGAGUCCCCGUGCUGAAGCAGAUUGGCGAGACAACCAAGUCUUUACCAGCCGUAGCAACGUGGACGUUGGCAUUUGGAGCUGUGCUUGCAGGUGUCCAAGGGGUUCGCUUUGUCGUGGGAGCUCAUGUCGGUCGAGGUCGGCUUCUGGGCUCGCGCAGCAUGUCGAUCGACAGCGACCACGCAGGUUACCUCUAUAAUGCGUUGAGCACGACUGAGCCGGCCCCGUGA
Molecule: messenger RNA, 1026 nt
Organism: Prorocentrum cordatum
Lineage: Eukaryota; Dinophyceae; Prorocentrales; Prorocentraceae
Source: the annotation of a GenBank genome assembly